Lymnaea stagnalis (great pond snail) is the source of this 936-nucleotide messenger RNA. Lineage: Eukaryota; Metazoa; Mollusca; Gastropoda; Lymnaeidae. The record is from the annotation of a GenBank genome assembly.
GACAUUCUGCUGAUUGGUAAAACUGGCAAUGGCAAGAGUGCAACCGGUAAUAUGAUCCUUGGGCGGAAUGUAUUUCAGAGUUUGCCAAGCAGCUCAUCCGUUACAAAGGACGUUGAUUACGAUUGGGUCAGAUUCGAAGACCGCUACAUUAAAAUAGUUGAUGGGCCUGGUGUGGCGGACACAGACAACAUUAAGGACUUUGACCAGGCCACCCAGUUCAUUGUUGAGAAGAUGAAGCAUGCGGUAACAUUCAGUCCCGCCGGCUACCACGCGUUUCUGCUCGUUGUAAAAUAUGGGAACCGAUUUACAGCUGAAGAGCAUUUUUGCAUUAAAAUGCUAAAAAGCAUAUUUGGCCGAGACUUUGUCAAGAAUUUCUGUAUACUGUUAGUGACAGCUGGAGACAUGUUCAGGGCAGAUAAUCCGGACAAACUAUUUUUGAAAUGGUGUGACGAGCAGGACGGUAUUUUUCGAGACCUUUUACAAGAGUGCAACAAUCGGGUCUUGUUGUUCGACAACAAGACAAAAGACGUAAACGUGAGGUUCAAACAAGUUAAAAAUUUAAUUGAGACCGUUGAUAAUUUGCAGACUGGGGGAAGACGAUACACUGAUACAUAUUUUGAGGAAAUGGCAGCAGAACGCGAGCAAUUUUUCUUGGAGUGCAAAGAGCCCAUGAUUAGGGAAGACACCGUUAUUCAAGCUAAUUUUAUAAUGCAGGACCUCGAAGAGAUCUCAGAUCUAGAGGUGGAAUAUCAGAGAGUUAAACUCCACGAGCUUAACAUAAGAACAAACGCUCUAAAAGGUGACAUUUUAGACAAAGACAGAGGAACUGGCAUCCUCCAACAAGCAGUUGAUACAGUGAACGGUAUUUUGGCGUUGAUAAAAGAUAAAAUUGAUUCGCUUGAGGAAUUCGCCAAACCAACACAAGAUCGGUCCCAA